Molecule: messenger RNA, 1557 nt
Organism: Manis javanica (Malayan pangolin)
Lineage: Eukaryota; Metazoa; Chordata; Mammalia; Pholidota; Manidae
Gene: NQO1
Product: NAD(P)H quinone dehydrogenase 1
Cellular component (GO): cytosol
Molecular function (GO): NAD(P)H dehydrogenase (quinone) activity
Source: RefSeq, a predicted model, not a curated record
CCAGCCCACGCCCUCCUAGAACUGAGCCCCAGUGGGCUCCGCCCUUGCUGGCCGCCCAGCUCCAAUGGGCCGGGCGACAACACGGCAUAAAGCAGCAGGUACCCUGCCAACAGAACCCCGCCGCCUCCCAGCUUGCAGCCUGCGCAGUGCGAGGACCUUGCCCGCCACCAGCGUCGCCUUGGCAACCAGCAGCCCAGUCAAUCAGCGCGCCACCGCCGCCGCCGCCCUGGCUGCCAGAAAAGCACUGAUCGUACUGGCCCACCCAGAGAGGACAUCCUUCAACUAUGCCAUGAAGGAGGCUGCUGUAGAGGCUUUGAAGAGCAAAGGAUGGCAAAUCACUGUGUCGGACUUGUAUGCCAUGAACUUCAAUUCUGUCAUCUCCAGAAAGGACAUCACAGGUGAGCUGAAGGACCCCGGGAACUUCCAGUAUCCUGCUGAGUCUGCUCUAGCUUAUAAAGAAGGCCGUCUGAGCCCAGAUAUUGUGGCUGAACAAAAGAAGCUGGAAGCUGCAGACCUUGUGAUUUUUCAGUUCCCACUGCAGUGGUUCAGCGUGCCUGCCAUCCUGAAAGGCUGGUUCGAGCGAGUGCUCAUAGCGGGGUUUGCUUACACAUACGCUGCCAUGUAUGACAAGGGACCUUUCCAGAAUAAGAAGACUGUGCUCUCCAUCACCACCGGUGGCAGUGGCUCCAUGUACUCUCUGCAGGGUGUCCACGGGGACAUGAACAUCAUUCUCUGGCCAAUUCAGAGCGGCACGCUGCAUUUCUGUGGCUUCCAAGUCUUAGAACCUCAACUGACAUACAGCAUUGGGCACACUCCUGCCGAUGCCAGAAUUCAGAUCCUGGAAGGAUGGAAGAAGCGCCUGGAGAAUAUUUGGGAUGAGACACCACUGUAUUUUGCUCCAAGUAGCCUUUUUGACCUAAACUUCCAGGCAGGAUUUGUAAUGAAAAGGGAGGUGCAGGAUGAGCAGAAAACCAAGAAGUGUGGCCUUUCUGUGGGCCAUCACUUGGGCAAGCCCAUCCCGACUGAUAACCAGAUCAAAGCCAGAAAGUAAAAUGCACAGGACUUCCUUCCUUCUAAAAUGUAACCAAAUCUAUUGUUCUUUUCAAGCUUGACUUAAUUUAGUUUUUAAGAUUUGUGUUUUACUUUCUCCAUGAGGAAUGAAAAGGAGAGAGAAUAGACUGUAUUCAUACCUUUUUGGAUAGUUCUAUUAAAAGUAACAUUCUUACGAUUGCUAUGGUGGCAAAAGCUGAUUAGGCUCUACAGGCCAUUGAAGACAAAGUAGAAAAAGAUAGAAAGAUGCCAGGCAAUCCUCUUUAAGGUCCUCCACACAAUUUAACUCUUUUGAGGGAUAAAUUUUUUUAAAGCUGAAUCUGUCUAGACACAUCCAACUCUUCAAUGAUCUAUUUUUCUUUUAAUUAUCUCUCUGUGGUUUAUGGCAGAAGGGAAUUAAUUGCUCGAAGAAAUGACUGAAUCUGACCUAAGGGACUUGUUUAGUAGUUACUAAUCUAUGCUUUGUUGUGAUGUAUAUUGGCUUUAAUUACAACAUAGUGACUAAUA